Hordeum vulgare subsp. vulgare (domesticated barley) is the source of this 696-nucleotide messenger RNA. RefSeq names its product RING-H2 finger protein ATL78-like. Bases 1 to 696 code for a protein of 231 amino acids. Gene Ontology annotation, biological process: ubiquitin-dependent protein catabolic process. Gene Ontology annotation, molecular function: ubiquitin protein ligase activity. The transcript has a single exon. The record is from RefSeq and is a predicted model, not a curated record. Lineage: Eukaryota; Viridiplantae; Streptophyta; Magnoliopsida; Poales; Poaceae.
AUGUCGGAUUUCGCCGCCGCCACCGCUGGCCUAUUGGUCAUGCGCAUGGUCGAGGCGACCUCAAGCUGGUUCUCCGUUGAUCCCGGGCCGGCCGACCCUGGGUGCCAGUUCGCGGUGUUCGUGAGGUGCUAUGUCAAGCGGUCCCUGGAGUUCCACGGACGCGGCCAGCCGGCGACCGUGCGGCACCAGCCGUACAUCGGGCCAACCAACGGCUCCGCCAGGAAGUUCCUCGUGAAAGACCUCUCCGUGCUCCAGACCGACGGUGGCUGCCGCUGGGCGCUCCGCAGGAUGCUGGCGAGGAUGCCCCAGCUCGGUGUGCUCCGCCUCGCCGAGGACGAGUGGGACGCCGUCGUACCCUCCAACGUGGUGCCGCAGAUCGUCCGCGUGGCGUGCGGCGACGGCGCCACCCGCGGCUUCACCUUCCGCUUCGUGCUGGAGGUGGCCCGGAAGUUCGUACACGACGAGCAGGCUCUCCUGAUGGCGUGUAAGGAGAGGGAGCUGGCCGGCAGCGACAGCCCCGACGACUGCCCGAUCUGCUUGGAGGGUCUGGAGGGAGAGCUCGCCGUGCAGCCGCCGAGGUGCCCGCACACGUUCCACCGCCGGUGCAUUUUCAGGUGGUUCUGCCAGGCGCCGACGUGCCCGAUUUGCCGCCGCGACGUGAGGAUCUGUGCCCUGCCGGAGUUUCUUGCUCUGUAG